This is a messenger RNA of Marchantia polymorpha subsp. ruderalis, 901 nucleotides long. The record is from the annotation of a GenBank genome assembly. NCBI's taxonomy places the organism in Eukaryota, Viridiplantae, Streptophyta, Marchantiopsida, Marchantiales, Marchantiaceae.
AGCGCAUGGCAUGGCAUGGCAUGGGCUCGACUCUAGGCACGGAGCAAUUCAGCGGACCUGAAUCGAUAUGGACCCUCUCGGCGAUUCAGUUGAUGCACGUGGGUGUGGGAGCUCCAAUUCUUAGUGAGACUACAUAAGACUGGCUUUCGGAGAGGCUGAGAAACUCGUGUCGAGUGCAGAGGUGCUGAGAGAUCGAGCUCAGAGCAUUCGCAGACGCAGCAGAGUGGUCCGCAAGUGGGACGGAGAGAGACGAGGCCGAGAAGGAAUCAGCCCAGGCAGUUACCGUAGCCAGCAAACAUGCCUCGCGCUAGAGUCGCCCACUCGUUCGAGUCCCCGACCGUCGAUGUCAUGAUCGACAUGGGGCAUCCUUUUCUCAACAGAACGGUGGACGGCUUCAUCAAGAUCGGCAUUGUCGGCGCUGCACACGCGGGCACGCAAGAGAUUUUUGGCAUGUUGAGGAAAGAAAGCGUCACUAAAAGGGAUAUCGAGAAAGGGAUUAAGAAGAUGGCUUCCGAAGGAGUGCAAUGGGGUGUGGUGGCUGGAAUCUACACUGGAAUGGAGUACGGAAUGCAACAAACUCGAGGCCGACACGAUUGGAAAAGUGCAAUGUUGGGAGGAGCCCUGACGGGCGCGUUGUUAACCUUCGGAGAUAGUUCGUACGAUAAGGAGAAAAUGCUGAGGUCAGCCAUUACUGGAGGAGCCAUUGCAACGGCGGCUGAGUUUCUACGAAUUCUCACAUGAAAUGAAAGUAGUAAGCUGGGCAUGUUUAGUAGAGAAAACAAAACAAAUUUGUAUAUUCUUUGGAGUUUAUUUUCCACCAAUCUAUUACUGAUUGUAUGACACAAAAAUUACCAAUGUUUUCAUCUUGAUGAGAGAUAAUUAUCACUGUCUUACAGCCUAC